Messenger RNA from Blastocystis hominis, 1206 nucleotides. RefSeq lists its product as hypothetical. NCBI's taxonomy places the organism in Eukaryota, Bigyra, Opalinata, Blastocystidae. The record is from RefSeq and is a predicted model, not a curated record. The transcript has a single exon. Bases 1 to 894 code for a protein of 297 amino acids.
AUGAGAAUGAGGAAGCGUGUUGGAUUGGCAUUCUCUUCGCCGAUGCUCAUGAUCGAUUCAGUGGCUGAGGGACUCUUCAAUAUUCGCGAGUACAAACCCUACGUGAAUAAUCGUUGUUUCCGAUUAGGAGAGAGCAUGAACAUUCCGAACGACAAGCUAAAGAAGCAAUACGAGCUUUUCUUGAAGUAUCUGAUGCAAAAGAAGCCCACAUGCAAUGAUUACGCGUUGUUGGUGUAUUAUUUGAUUCUUCAGGAUCGUGUGAUGACUGCCCUUUCUGUGUUUAAACAGUUCGUCUGUGAAGAGCGAGAAGGCCGCUUUGUUCCGCGCGCAGACUGCGUUUGCAACGUCCAGGUCGAUUAUAUGAUCGCGUAUUUUGAUUGUUUCACGGAGAGUUUGACGCAGGCUCGCGAGAUCUGUGCUCGCUAUGAGUCCUAUCCAGUUCUGUACUGGCGAAAUCUAUUCAGCAACAUUUCUUCGAUGGUGAAAAGCGUGGAUGGAACGAUGGAUGUCGAGAAGACCUUCGAAAUCAGGGACGAAUUGGACCUUGCUCACGAUAAAUUCAAAUCGAAACGAUCGCAAAUGAAUAUGGACAGUUCGCUCGAAGUGUCAUCCACGAAUCAGGUGAUUACGCUGCACUACUACAAUCUACGCGAGGCAGACAUCAAUCUCUACGAGCUGGAUGUGGAGUUGCUCUUCAGUCUGAAUUCCUUCGUGUUCAACAAGUCUUCGUCGCUCUUCAUUCGUCCCAACUACACGCAGCAUGUCCAGCUGCCUCCUGAAGUCGAUGGCGUGGGCGAGUUUUGCUACACGCUUCCGAUAGAAUACAAGGAGAAGAAUGUUUUGGUGAAAGUACGGAACGGAACGGAACGCUGCGCGAAGUCUGCUAUUCGCUGAACAAUUCGCUGCUUGUGGCGCUGUCUGUGAAGUCUGGACAGUUGCGAGUGAUGGAUAAGAAGACGCAUGCGGGCAUUCCGUGCUGCUAUGUGAAGGUGUACGUGGAGACGAAGAGUGGCGAAAGCAAGUUCUUGAAGGAUGGAUUCAAGGAUAUCAGUGGCUGUUUUGAUUCAUAUUAUUCGGUGAGUAUGGAGGUGGCCGAACAAGCAAAGAAACUGGCGAUUUUUGUAGAUAAAGAGGGGUAUGGAUCGUGUAUUCGGGAAGCUUUGACUCCCAUUUCUGCUGCGCAUUAGAGAGUAUGUGUGAGAAGUG